Molecule: messenger RNA, 2132 nt
Organism: Thunnus maccoyii (southern bluefin tuna)
Lineage: Eukaryota; Metazoa; Chordata; Actinopteri; Scombriformes; Scombridae
Gene: slc47a3
Product: solute carrier family 47 member 3
Exons: 17
Coding region: 136-1782 (548 amino acids)
Biological process (GO): xenobiotic detoxification by transmembrane export across the plasma membrane
Cellular component (GO): membrane
Molecular function (GO): xenobiotic transmembrane transporter activity; antiporter activity
Source: RefSeq, a predicted model, not a curated record
UCAUGUGUCUCACAUGAAUACAGGAAUUACAACAGCUUUCAUCACCACACACACUGACAGAGAUCCUCGACUGAGCUGAAGGAAAAAGGGCUUAAUAUCGCAACACACAGCGGUGAAUAGAGCAACAGUUGAAUCAUGGAGAGCACCACACAGAGCUCACCACUUUCUUCAUGGAGUGAAUGUUUUGUGUUAAAGCGUGUCCGCAUGUUGAUCCCUGUUGGUUUCAAGACAGAAAUCAGAGAGUUGGCUAAACUGGCUGGACCAGUGAUUAUCGCCCAGUUUAUGAUUUUUGCAGUGAGUCUUGUCAGUACUAUUUUCUGUGGCCAUCUAGGAAGGGUAGAGCUGGCAGGAGUGUCUUUGGCCAUAUCAGUUAUUAAUGUUACAGGUAUAUCUAUUGGGUCUGGUUUGUCAUCAGCAUGUGAUACACUGAUUUCUCAGACCUAUGGGGGCCGUAAUCUCCUGAGAGUUGGGGUCAUUCUGCAGCGGGGGAUCCUCAUUUUGUUGCUGGCAUGUUUCCCCUGCUGGGCGAUCCUCAUCAACACAGAGCCCAUUCUGUUGGCUGUCAGACAAGAGCCAGAGGUUGCCAGGAUAUCUCAGUUGUAUGUGAAGAUCUUUAUGCCAGCACUUCCUGCUACAUUCAUGUAUUCAUUGGAAACAAGAUAUCUGCAAAAUCAGGGCAUCAUAUGGCCACAGGUGAUCACAGGCUUUGUGGUCAAUCUCCUUAAUGCUCUCAUCAACUACAUAGUUCUCUUCCCAUUAAAUCUGGGUGUGGCAGGUUCUGCUGUUGCCAACACACUUUCCCAGUUCGCCAUGGCUGGGAUUCUCUAUGCUUACAUCAUGUGGAAAGGUCUUCACAAGGCUACCUGGGGAGGCUGGUCUAAAAAGUGCCUGCAGGACUGGGGUUCAUUCAUCCACUUGGCCAUCCCCAGCAUGGUCAUGCUGUGUGUUGAGUGGUGGACGUAUGAGAUUGGAGGUUUUCUGGCAGGUCUAAUAAGUGAAGUGGAACUCGGAGCUCAGUCAGUUGUAUACCAACUAGCAAAUGUAGCAUACAUGUUUCCUUUAGGUUUCAGUGUGGCAGGCAAUGUGAGAGUUGGACAUGCCUUGGGAGCUGGAGAAACAGAGCAGGCCAAGCUGUCUGCUAAACUGGCAAUAUUCUGUGCAGGGUCAGUCUCUAUAUGUUUGGCAAUUCUGAUUGGGAGCUUGAAGGACCAUAUCUCUUAUGUCUUUACAUAUGAUGAACAAAUCAGAGAGAGGGUUGCGGAUGUCAUAGCUUUUUAUGCUCCAUUCCUCCUUCUAGAUGCAAUAUCAGCUUCCUCAGGAGGCAUUAUAAGAGGAGCAGGUAAACAGAAAGUUGGGGCUGUUUGCAACUUUGUGGGUUACUAUGGUAUUGGCUUUCCUAUUGGAGUAUCACUGAUGUUUGCAGCUAAAUUAGGAAUCAAGGGUCUGUGGACAGGCUUGUUUACAUGUGUGUCUCUGCAGUGCUCAUUCCUGAUUUUCUACUUGGUGAGAAUGGAUUGGAAAAAGGCAACACUCGAGGCUCAGAUCAGAGCUGGAGUGUGUGGAAGCUCUACAGACACAAAUUCCCAACCAGAAGAUCCAGGAAACUCACAGGGCCAAACAGAUGUGAUGGAGCUGAUUGAUACUGAGGUGGCACCAGCAGUGGAAGAGCAGCUCCCUCACAGGACUCUGCUCCUGCGUAGGGGUGUGGCUCUGGCUGUCAUGCUGUUGAUCCUGGCUGCUGGAAUCAUUAUUAACCUACUAACAACUAACUUGGUUACAUGAACAUGAGCAAAGUCUACUGUGUUCAGUGGAGUAAUUUUUACAGUAAGCCACCAGUGCAGGAUAUGACGCAGAUGUUUGCAUCGCAUGAUGUCUAAUCAGGACAUGCAGUAGACAGGCACAGAGGCAGAUAAGCAGAAAGCAGAUGGAACACACACAAAGAGAAAUUGUCUAUUAUCACUGAAUUAAUACUUAAAGCAUUCAUUCACAAGAUUUCACAGUAAAUAAACCACUUUUUUUGUACACACCCACAUUGUCUUGAAGAGAGUGAGUUAAACUAAAGAGAGUUUGACAACCUUUGUACUGUAUUUUUGACAUUAAACAGAAAUAUUGUGGUUAUCUUGGACUCUCGA